UUGAAGAUGACGCGCUGCCAAAACAUGUAUGUUUUCGAUGUUUGUAUAAGCUGGAACAAUCAAGUGACUUUAUAAAACAAUGCAUAAUGGCAGAAAGUGUGUUGACAAAAAAUUCUCAUCCACAUGAAGGAGAACCACUGACUAAGGCGCACACUCACAAGACACAGGACAGAAGUACUUCAUUUGGCUUUAAUGGAACAACAGAACAGUGUGACAGAAGGAUUCCAGAUCGGAGCAAAAGUAACCAACGCAACUGGAAAGAUGAAGGCACUCAUUACAAGAGGGCACCCUCUGCUACUACAUAUGGUGAGAGCUGUUCAUCAUCUCAGUUGCCUCGAGAGUUUCUGCACAGCAGCUAUUUUAAAAAUGAUACAUCAAAAAAUAUCCAGACACACAAACACAAAGAGUAUCUCAAUUUGGGAGAAAACAAACAAAAUUUUUUAAAGGAUGCUGCACAGAAGUCUUCCCCAUUACGAAAACAGAAGAUUGCAUCUCCAAUGAGUUUUAUCCAUCAAUUACCAUCAGGUAGCAUCAAGCAAGUGGAUAUUCAGACUGAUAAUGACAGUGAUGAAGAAAUAAAUCAGCAUAUAAAAAUACUUAACAGUUUGAGAAACAAAUGUCCCUUAUAGAGCUACUGUGAAAUUACUGGUAUAGAAAAUAACACUAAAACUAUUAUGUUGUCUAAGGCUUUCCUGGUGUAAAAGCACUCAGAAGUCACAGCUGAUGGUUUCUCUUCCAAGCUAAGCAAUACUUUGGAAAUCACAUGCUGCUUACCUUGACGCAAUAAUGUUGACUAUCUGUUUAUGUUUUGGUGAACUAAUGCCUGACUCCUGGAUAAAAUUGCUUUGUGUUGAAAUGCAAUGAAGAUGGGUCAUAAUGUGGGCUGAAAAACCCUAAUUUGAAAAGCAGUGGCUCUUGUGUUUAUCUUGCUCAUUGUCUUCCAUGGACAAUAUGAUUCAUAGCCUGACACAGAUCACAUGCCCUGCUGGAAUAAUAUUUUGUGCAUCUAUUUAAUUAAAUUAUCAGCUAUAAAUGCAAGGGCAGUUUUUUUAUAGCAGUAUUACAGAACAAUGAAGCACCAGAAAGGAUUGUGGUGGUGAUGUAAUGUAUCUUAUGUCCUGUAUGUACCUAGCACACAGUGGCUCCUGAUUUUUCCAGUUUUCUUACCUGUUGCUGUAUCAUGAAGAAUAAAUAAAAUUGCUAUACAUGGUGAGGGCAGUCACAAAAGUUAAUAGCUGGUGAACAAUAAAAGAGAGCUGGCCACGUUGAAAUCAUGUUGAUUAUAAAGGACAGUGUCACAAAUGGACUAGGUGGUCUAGGACUUUUUAAUUCGAGAAUUUGACAACCCACUCAAUGGCCAUUUUUCAUAUCUUUUUCAAUAAAGUACACUGUUAUCUAGGUAUGGCUGCUGAUAAUCGUUUCUCAUUACUUCCAUUGUUUCUUGUUUUCUUAUACACUACUCCAUGACAUACAGACGCUGUCCACAAGUUUCCCACCAAAAUAUUAGUGUCAAUGGCCAAAGAUGACAGAUGAGUACUACAUCAAAACACACUAUAAUUUGAGGGAGGGAGACCAUGUGAGGAAAACUUUCACAAACCCACACAAUGCCCAAUAGGUUCAGUAACCUUAAUAUAUCCACUGUAUUUGGUUAGAAUGUAUAUGAUGAAGUGUUUGUAUUGUUUCAACUACCAUAGGAUUGUAUAAA
Schistocerca serialis cubense is the source of this 1705-nucleotide messenger RNA. RefSeq lists its product as uncharacterized. The record is from RefSeq and is a predicted model, not a curated record. Bases 87 to 629 code for a protein of 180 amino acids. The transcript has 4 exons. NCBI's taxonomy places the organism in Eukaryota, Metazoa, Arthropoda, Insecta, Orthoptera, Acrididae.